AUGCCAGUACCCGAAGGAUACUCGACCGUUCCCCUGGCCCUGCUUGACAGUACGGUUGGAAACACCGACAUUGUGGCAAGCGUCAGCCUGAUCUUUCGGCAGCGGCUGGAUCUGGCCAAACUCGAAGACAGCUGGUACAAGCUGGUACGAGCAUGGCCGCUCAUAGCUGCGCGUGUCCGCACGAGCAAACAAGCUCUCAGUGGCCUCGAGUACCUCGUACCUGCUCCUGCCAAGCUCGACCAACUCGAAGCGGAAAGCCGCAAAGCGACCGACCCCCUGCGCAAGCUGAUUGUCACGCGUGAUGUGUCGGACCGCUCGAUUAGCACCUACAGCAACUUCAGCCACAAGAUUGUUCUGGACCAGCUGACUGACAUCAGUCUGGGCGUGGGCCCCAAUGUUAAAUUCACUAGCGAGCUCACCCGGAUCAACGCCUGCCAGACCUUUGGCCAGCUGUUGCACUCGGACCAGUCGUUCAUGACGGCUCAAGCAACGCUGUUUAGUGAUGCAACCAUCAUCACGGUCUCGACCAGUCACAUUAUGGGCGAUGGCUUCGGACUCUUGCAGGUCUGGAAAGGCUGGGCCAACAUCCUGAAAGGGUUCGUCCCCGAUCCACUUCAAGAGCUUGGCAAAGAUCCGUUCAUCGAGUACUAUGGCCCCGAAGGCCCGCUCUCGAAGAACCCGGAUGGAACUCCGCUUCCGGAUCCGAGAGGCUGGUACAAGUACGGUCUGACAGACAAGAUUCAAUUUGCGGGGAGAGCGUUAUGGGAUCUGCACGUAGCACGGCCGGAAUCGACGGUAAAGCAGUACUACGUCUAUCUGCCCGAGGAAAGGGUGCAGCAGCUGGUGCGCCGGGCACAGAACGAGCUGGAUGCUCAUCUGGAGGCCACUGCCCCGCUUACCAACUCUACGUCGGACAAGUACAGCGGAGCAGUUGCUGGUCCCAAGGUCAAGCUCAGCCGGCUCAACGUGCUGUUUGCCUGGCUCAUCCAGAACACACAGGUAGCUCGAAGGAACCAGAAUCGCCGGAGCACGGUGCUGGCCAUUUGCAACACCAAGGGCAGACCGCCAGUUGGCUAUCGUCCAGAGAUGCAUCCAGCGCACCCAUUCUGGGGAGGAGCGGUGGCGUUCCCUGUGCAGCCGCGCACGUCGGCCGAGUUUGUCGCCAUGCCACUCGGACUGCUGGCGCUGCACAUUCGAGAGUCGAUCAGCGACAUGUCGACGCCCGAGAACGUCCAGGCGGCGUUGGUCAUGUCGCUCAACAACCACCUCUGGAAGAAUCGCAAGAACGCGGCGUCUCUGUACCUGUUUGCAAAGCCGGGCGACUACUGGUCUGGCAUGACCGACUGGCGGCCGAUGAAGUUUGGCGACAUCGACUUUGGUGGAGCGCUACCCUCCGGGGGACAGGCGGACGCCGAGGCGGCGCAAGAGGAGCUCAAGCCUUGCACCAUCAACGUGGACAUGACGUCGACCGGCUCGAAGCGUGACCGGUGGUCAUUGAUGGGAGAUGCCGGAAAAGGGUGCUGGUUCACCGGCUUCAUGACACACGAAGAGGCGACCCACCCUAAGGGAUUUGGUCGAUUCCCACUGUACGAGUGA
Messenger RNA from Sporisorium graminicola, 1596 nucleotides. RefSeq lists its product as uncharacterized. The record is from RefSeq and is a predicted model, not a curated record. The transcript has 3 exons. Lineage: Eukaryota; Fungi; Basidiomycota; Ustilaginomycetes; Ustilaginales; Ustilaginaceae. The coding region runs from base 1 to 1596 and encodes 531 amino acids. Gene Ontology annotation, molecular function: acyltransferase activity, transferring groups other than amino-acyl groups.